UCACGUGAGGUUUUGCUUCUUAAACAUGGCUCCAACUAGCACAGAGCGAAACGUCAUCAGCUUUGACCCACUGUUGUCUGUCUGCUGAAUCGCGUCUGUAAACAUCAGAAUAUGAAGCAAGUACACAUCGCCCUGCAGUAUGCGCUUGUUUUGUAAAGUUAACGUGAUACAAAUUCACCAUGCGUGAAACCGGCGUUUCAUCGUUAGCUUAAUGCCAGUUAGCUGUCAACUGCUACAAGUGGUGCGAGGUGGAAAAGGAGAUUACGCCUGCCCUUGAUGACACUUUUUUUCCUCGCUGUGGAGGACAGCCAGGUGAACACACUGAACAGUGUGCAACUCUGAACAAGCAUUGAGGACUUACCAUGGAUUGGCUGAUGCAUGCAGUUGAGAAAGACUUGGGGGUUGACCGACGACAUCAAGGUCCAGGUCGCAGUCAAAUGGAGCUCAUAGCCCUUGUCCCUACUCGCUGGGUGAUGGGCCUGAGGGAGAGGAGAGUCAUGCGCUGUACUCGCUUUGACAGCAUCAGUGAGGCAGAAAUUCGUACAUACCUUCAGUGUUCCCAGGCAAAGUUGCCUCCGGGCUGGACACGAGUGUGCAUUCAGGGUCUGAGGAAAAGCAAGCUGAGCUACAGACUGGCCAGAGACCCUUGCCAUCAACAAAUGGAGUUCACCUCACCAGAAUCCUAUGUCAAAACCAUGCAGUGUGUGUCGCAGCACAAUGUCAGGAACCUAUGGCGUGAAGCUCAUUACAAACUUGUGAAGCCAUAUGCAGGAGCCAGUGAGCAGAUGCAUGUUGCAGCUGUAGAUGCAGUGCGUCAUGCACUACAGAAGCUCUUCGGUGCCACAUUCAUCUCAUCUGACAGACUGUCACCAUCCCUUUCUCCAGCUAGAGAGAAGGAGAAAGAAAGCCACUUACCAUCAAGUUCAUCUUGUAUUUCCAAAUCCCAGUCAAACCACCUGUGUCCUAAUGUUCUGCCAGCAGACUGUCUCCUGGAGACAGAUGAAAUGCUGUACGUGGUUCUACCCUAUACUCAGUAUUCACUUAAUGAUCUUGUCUCCUUCAGCCCAGCCAAGCUUGCUAACAGCCAUGCCAAAGUGUUGUUCUUAAUCUACCAGUUACUAAUAGCUCUGCAGGCAUGCCAUGCAGCAGGCUUGUCUUGUGGAGAGCUCUCUCUGCAUGACAUAGCAGUAGAUGAGCAGCUCUGCAGCCACCUCAAAGUCAACCUAGCCCAUUAUGAGGAACUGGGAACAGAAGGGGAUGUAAAUAGUGAUGCUACUAGCAGGCAAGUACCAAAAAGUGUCCUGCCAAGUGACAAUGCAUGUGUGAGCCAAGAGAACAAAAGACUUUGCAAAGACUGCUUUGGUGAGCUCAAAAUGUUGGUUCUAGACUGGGUUCAUGGACGAGUCAGUAACUUCCACUACUUGAUGGAGUUGAACAGGUUAGCAGGACGACGAGAAGGAGAUCCAAAUUAUCACCCAGUGCUACCAUGGGUGGUGGAUUUCACUGUGCCGUUUGGAAAGUUCCGAGACCUCAGGAGGUCAAAGUUCAGGCUCAAUAAGGGGGAUAAACAGCUCGACUUCACGUAUGAGAUGACCAAACAGGCUUUGGCAGCUGCAGCAGGUAAUGGGAUUGGUGGAGGUGGUGUAGGUGGAGACCUCAGUGGCUCUGUGGGUGCUGGCGGUGUUGGACAGUCUGACCACCUCCAUGUGCCUCAUCAUAUAUCUGAUGUGCUCUCAGACAUUACGUACUAUGUCUACAAAGCUCGGCAGACACCAAAGUCAGUGUUAUGCAGCCAUGUUAGAUCCCAGUGGGAGCCUAAUGAAUACCCAGCGAGUAUGGAGCGUAUGCAGAGCUGGACCCCUGAUGAAUGCAUUCCAGAGUUCUACACAGAUCCCUCUAUUUUCCGUUCUAUACACCCUGACAUGCCAGACCUUGAUGUGCCUUCCUGGUGCAAGUCCUGUGAGGAGUUUAUUGAGGUCCACAGGCACCUUCUGGAGAGCAGAGAGGUGUCCCAGCAUCUGCAUCACUGGAUAGACCUCACAUUUGGUUAUAAGCUGUCUGGUAAAGAAGCUGUCAAGGCCAAAAAUGUGUGCCUGCACCUAGUGGACAACCAUAUCAGUCUGACUAACUAUGGUGUAGUGCAGCUGUUUGAUCAGCCUCACCCGCCUCGCUUACCUCCUUCCCUGUAUGCACCAGCAGAACCUCCUCUCCUUGGACUAGCUGCUCUAAAUGUGCCCUCUCUACACAUCCCUCAAAUUGACACCAUGGCUGACACUGUGGAUGGAAUGGUGCCAGAGUCCACAGGGUGUGAGUCCAGUGGCUGGACCGUGGUAGACAGAGAUGAAGAGCUUGAACAAGGUAUGGAAGCUCUAGACUCAUUAGCGUCCAGUGGCUCAUGCAGUUCUGCAUCCUGCUCUGCGCCACUACCAAGUAUCAGUACAGCGGGAGGAAAGAUGGGAGGGGAGCACACAGCGCCUAUUGUAUCUCAGUCCCCAAGUUCAUUCCCUGGUGAUUUCACAAGUGGUAUCGGCCCUGGUUUACGCAGUGCCAUGUUACAGAGAAGUGGGCCAGUGAACAAAAAACAUGGGGAAGGAAGUGUAAGCACCACAAGUGCAGAGGAAUUCAAGAUCAUCCUCCCUGAAGGCUUCAACCCUUUGCAGCCUUUGGAAGAGCUGGAGAAAUUGAACAAUUUCCUGGUGAAGAGUUUACAUGCUGACAUAGAGCAUCCUACAGGACCUAGUGACUGCAUGAGAGCUGGUGUGAUAACUGAAUCUCUACCCUCUCUUACACAGCUCUACCAAAGAGACAUGCAGGCCCUUGGUGUUGUCAUUGCUGAGUUAUUCUACUCCUCUAAACUGAGAGGACUGAAACCAGGCACCCCCCUCAGACAGCGUUUUCAAGCUGUUAUGAAGCUAUGCUCUGCCAGCCUCCGUGAUGUGCCACUGUCUUUGCAUCAUGCCCUUGAGAAUCUGCUGCUAAUGGAGAAGCACUCUGGAAUAGCACAUACAGAAGUAUCAGAUUGCCCACGUCCACUUCUUUUCAAUUAUGACCCUAUCUGUGAUGGUCUCCCUCCUCCAAACCCCUGCCAGUUAUUGAACUCAGUCAUCACCCCCUUUCCUUUCCCUUCUUACUUUGCCGCACUUCAUCGUUUUAUUUUUUCCUACCAUACCAAGAUCGAGACUACACAUAGUCUUCAAAGAAGAGAUGUUGUUUUUCACCUAUGGCAGCAACUAGAAACACUGUUACAGGGUAACAUCACAGCUGAGGGCCUUGAGAUUUUGUUGCCCAUCAUUCUGGCCCUCAUGCUUGAGGAAUCUACUGCUGUCUAUGCUGCUUGGUACCUUUUUGAGCCCAUCUCUAGAGUACUGGGCCCCAGAAAUGCAAACAAAUACUUACUGAAGCCACUGAUCAAUGUAUAUGAAAACCCUCACUGCUUAAGAGGGCGUUUCUAUCUCUACACAGACUGCUUCAUUCUUCAGUUGAUUGUAAGGCUUGGCCUGCAGGCCUUUCUGUCCAGCCUACUCCCCCAUAUGCUACAGGUCAUCACAGGCUUUGAAAGCUGCAUCUCAGGGUCUGGUGGAGAAGCAUGCAAAGGGCUGAGGGGUGGUACAUGUAAUCUGGAAGAGGAAGAAGACUUUCAGUGUGGUGAGGUGCGAUCAUCGACUGGGUCUGUUAGCGGGAAUAUGGGUGGUAGCGGUGGAGCCACUGGAGGUGUUGGGGCAGUGGGAGAUACGGGGCUAGUCGACUACUCCUCUGGCAUCAGUCUCAAUGACCAAGUGUUCCUCUCAGAGGCAGAGGACUUUCAAAAUGGGUUUUAUGUUAACAGUGGAGCAGGGAUGGCUGCUGGGAAACAGCAGAGCCACAACUCAGCAAUAAAGGAUCAAGACCAGGAGUCCCUAAGCGUAGGGAAACUAAGUGACAAAAGCAGCACAAGUGAACUCUCUCUGGGUGAUGGAGACUCAAUGCGGGAUCGAGCCAGUCUCAAGUCUGCUGACAGUAGCCAGGACCUGAAACACGCCGUUGAGGGAGAGGAAGGAGGAGAGCUGGAGGACGAAGAUGUGACAGAGACUAAUGAAGGUAAAGAGGGGACAUUUGACCCUAAUAUUACCAACCUGGAGCUCACUCUCUCUGGAGCCACAGUUGCCACUCUGGAGGGUGAGUUUGUGAAUGGAAUGACACUGGAGGAGGCAGAGAAAGGAAUCGUUGGAGAGCACGAAGAGGAUGAAGACCAUGAGCUGACAGAAGAGUCUGAGGAGAAAGAGCAAAAGAUUCUUCUAGAUACAGUCUGCAAAACAGUUCGUUGGCUAUCGGCAAAGCUUGGACCAACUGUGACGUCUCGAUAUGUAGCCAGAAAUUUAUUGCGAUUGCUCACAAAUUGUUACAUUGGACCUGAGAACCACCAGUUUGUUGCUCCUGCAUCUGAGGAGAACAAUAUGGAGAGUGUGGGAAUGGGCAACGUGUAUGAGAAGAAGCCAGUGAUCGGUGACCAAACAGCAGGACCUGUGUUGGACUGUCUAAUUUACAUUGCUCAGCUUUAUGGAGAGCCUGUACUCACCUACUUGUAUCUGCCUUAUAUAGGAUAUCUGGUUUCUCCGCCUUCUUCACAGCGUCUAAACACACGUAAGGAAGCAAGUCUGCUUGGAGCUGUUGCACUUACACAGAAGAUCAUAGUCUUUCUCUCUGAUACCACACUAAUGGAUAUGCUUAUGAAGAUCAAUCAAGAUGUGCUUCUGCCACUUCUGGACCUGCUCACCACCCCCCGCAUGGGGUUCCCCAGCGGGGUGCAGACGCGCACAGCUGUCUGCAUUAAAACACUCAGCCUCGUGGCUCUCAUCUGUCUGCGCAUUGGGAGGGAGAUGGUGCAGCAGCAUAUGGCUGACACUCUGCGCCGGUUCUUUGCUGUUUUCUCUCUGUUGCAUUCGCUGCAGCCCCAGCUGGACAGCGCCCCUCGCAGAAUUGUGGGAGAAGUCACAGUGGUGGAUGUUUGCACAGCUGAAGACUCAAAUGUGACAUAUGAGCUGGGAGUCUUGGAGGAGUUGCAGACUGUAUUUAACCCUGAGAUGGCCCACGCCUCCUACAUCCCCUUCUACUGUCUCAUAGGUGACGUUGCAAUUCGGAAACUGGUUCCCAACUAUGAGCUGGUCUGGCAGUUGGCCCAGUCCUACCAUCAGAGUGUGAGCCAGGGUAGUCCAGAGACAAACAUCACAACAGCAUUCAGGGUAGGGCUGCCUCCAUCCUCCAUGAGUCUCUCUUCUGGUCUAGGCAGACAUGUGGGUUGCAGCCCACUCCCUGCACCCUCAAGUUGCUCCACCCCACUUGGAGAUCCCCUCCCCGAGUCAGGCACAUUUGGGAGCCACCUAGUAGGAAACCGUAUUCAAGUGUCCCGAGACACUGAUUAUGGUGGUAGCCACAACCUGGGCUUGGCUAGCUCAUGGGGACACUCAAGUCAUACUGCUCCCAGCAUCACCACUUCCUCCAAUUUCACUACUCCAUCUAUUGUCAGUGCUUCCUUAUCCUCUUCCUGGGUGACAGGCCCCACCCUAGAGGACAGUGCCCUGAAGCAGGAACUCCCUCGUAGUUGCCGUUCCUUGCAGGGCAACUGGCUGGCCUACUGGCAGUAUGAGAUUGGUCUCAACCAACAGGAUCCACAUUUCCACUUCCACCAGAUCCGAUUGCAGAGCUUCCUGGGUCACUCAGGCACCGCAAAGUGUUUGGCACCGCUGGCGGGAGAAGAUUACUUCCUUUCUGGUAGUAAAGACAAGACUGUGAAACUUUGGCCCCUCUAUAACCAUGGUGAUGGUACCCAGGAGGUUGAGCCCAGGCUGACUUAUAAUGACCAUCGAAAGUCUGUCUUCUAUGUUGGACAGCUCGAGGCUUCACUGGAAGUAGUCAGCUGUGAUGGUGCUGUGCACCUGUGGGACCAACAUACAGGCAAGCAGAUCCGCUCAUAUGAAGCUGUGGAUGGAAAGAAUCCUAUUACAGCUGUCACCACCAUGCCAGCUCCACACUGCAGUGUUGUCUUUGGCAGUGCAGAUUCUGUUCUUCGCUUCAUUGAUCCUCGCAAACCAGGACUGCAGCAUGAAUUUCGUCUGGCAUACAACAAUCUGAGUGCUGGACUCAUCCGCUACCUUACAGCAAGUCCUUCAGGGCGCACAGUUGCUGCAGGUUUCUCAUCUGGCUUCAUUAUUCUGCUAGAUGCACGCACAGGACUUGUUUUGAAGGGCUGGCCAGCUCAUGAGGGAGAUAUCCUCCAAAUGAAGGCUGGAGAAGGAAACUUGGUCAUCAGCUCCUCUACUGACUACACACUCACUGUUUGGAAAGAUCUGGAAAACAAGUCUGUACGUCAGUAUAAGUCGCAGUCCGACCCCAUCCAUGCCUUUGACCUUUACGGUUCAGAGAUUGUAACUGGGACAGUGGCUAACAAGAUCGGGGUAUACUCCAUGGCAGACAUCUCCCUGAGCCCCAUUAGUAGCACAAAGCUGAGCUCGGAGAAUUUCCGUGGCACCCUGACCAGCCUGGCAGUCCUACCCACCAAGAGGCUGCUGCUGCUGGGCUCUGAGAAUGGCGCCAUUCGGUUAUUAGCUUAAAUCAAUGGCUCCCAGCUGCGCUGAACACUCUUACUGCUGACCUUCUAAGUGUAUUAUUCAUGAACACACCAGGUUUCUGAGCUUUCUCUGUCCUCCUCCAGUGCUUGAGGUCAGUUGUACUGCAAGGGCAGUUGUCACUUCUGUUAAAUUGUUCUUAAAUGAGGCAGCACAAGUAGAGACAUUGUAUAAGCUUCAUAUCUACUGAUUAUUGGCACUCUUGUUUUUGGCACUGAAUUUGAUGGAGAGGAAAUGUGUGCCACACUUUUGACAUUUAUCAUGUACAGUAAAUCCCAUGAUUUUUUUAAAAAAAGCCUAUAGUUGUAAAGAAAGUAUAUAAUGGCAAAUCCUUACAUAUCUUGACAAGGUCAUUUAUUCUUUUGACUAGUUCAGUUAUUCUCUUCAUAAGAAUGAAUCAUAAGAUGUGCUCAGGAAGGUGGAACCAAACAUGGUUCUUAUGUAGUGUUUACACUUUCCAAAUAGAUCUUUAACAACACCAAAUAUACAUGGACCUCAUCUUUCAUUUCCUUUGACAUUAGAAUAGAUGGUUAUGUAAGAAAACAUGAUCAUCAAAAUGCACUGAUUUAAACUAUGCAGUAUUUGUAGACCAAGUCAUUUGUUUAUGUUCCAUGUGAGUUGUUUCACAGCCGGUGGUUUAUAUAUCAUGAACAAUAAAAGUACACUCGUCAUUUUGACGACAGUCUUGGUGCACCUUCUCAGAGCGGCGAUGCUUCAGUUGUCACCGCAUCCAAAACUCAAUUACUGACGCACAGCCUUUAUCCUACUCUGCACAAGUAUGGUCUGAAUUGUAACAUGUAGAUUCUCACCCAGAUUUUAAAGACAAUGUUUUUAUCCACUUAUAAGUUACUUGAAGUUGCUUUGGGACUUUCUAAACUGUGUUUAGGGAUUUUUGCUUGAGCAGUCAGAACCUGUAGCAGCAUCAUCCUAGGAGUGUAUCUCAGCAAAUGCCACUUUGGUGGGUUUGCCAGUUGUUACACUCACAACUUUCUAAUUUCUGAUGGGGGGGAAAAAGCUAACAUAGGAACAGUCAAUGCCAAGGUAACAGUUUUGUAUUUUAAUAUUUAUAUGUAACUGCAUAUGAAUAUGUUGAGAAAAUACCAACAAAAGAUACAAAUCAAUAAACAAUGUGGUUUAAAGCGU
This is a messenger RNA of Monopterus albus (swamp eel), 7745 nucleotides long. It is a transcript of the gene wdr81, whose product is annotated as WD repeat domain 81. The record is from RefSeq and is a predicted model, not a curated record. Gene Ontology annotation, molecular function: phosphatidylinositol 3-kinase regulator activity; protein binding. Lineage: Eukaryota; Metazoa; Chordata; Actinopteri; Synbranchiformes; Synbranchidae. Gene Ontology annotation, biological process: aggrephagy. The transcript is spliced from 12 exons. Bases 363 to 6587 code for a protein of 2074 amino acids. Gene Ontology annotation, cellular component: mitochondrion.